Messenger RNA from Leptomonas pyrrhocoris, 1935 nucleotides. Its product is annotated as stearic acid desaturase. Gene Ontology annotation, biological process: unsaturated fatty acid biosynthetic process. NCBI's taxonomy places the organism in Eukaryota, Euglenozoa, Kinetoplastea, Trypanosomatida, Trypanosomatidae. Gene Ontology annotation, cellular component: endoplasmic reticulum membrane. The transcript has a single exon. The record is from RefSeq and is a predicted model, not a curated record. Gene Ontology annotation, molecular function: iron ion binding; stearoyl-CoA 9-desaturase activity. Bases 550 to 1935 code for a protein of 461 amino acids.
GCAAAAGAGAGAAAUAAUUUUCCCAACGCAAAGUUCAGCUGUCGAACGUUGCCGUUCCUACAGGAAACAGCGUUUCUUUCUUUCGUCUCUUUUCCCUUUCUCCUUUACCCGUUUUUCCCCUUUUCUCUCCCUUUCUACCUCCUCCUCUCCCUCCAUCAAUAUCUUCGUGCGGAGAGAGCACAUCCGUGUGACGGCACUCUUUAUCAGUUUCAGCGCCUCGCGUACUGCUGUUGUUUCUGUUGACCGUUUGGAUCGUAUACGCUCUGCUUCCCCUUCCCCCUCAUCCUUUUUGGUUCUUCUCUAUUCGUGUUAGGGAGGUAUCUCUUAUUUCAACUUAGACCCGUAGUCUACACACCUUUGCUGGACUCUUUAUCCGCCCUUUUUUCUUCCUUUUGCUGUGUACUUUAUUUGUUUUGUUAACGUCUGCCAUUACUUUCUCAGCUCCCGUACUCGGCAACCGAUCCGAUCCCAUACACACACGCACACGCACACGAGGCAGAAACAAGAAAAAAAACGUAGAGAAAGCCUGCUGGAAUAAUAACAUACAGAAUGCAGUACAUCAACAACCUCUUCACGUGCAGCGUGCUGCCGACGGUGGAAGACAACGACACCAACGCCGCCGCCGCUCCUGAGGAGCGUGAGGUGCCGCAGUUCACGAAGGGCAACUUCCAGUACAACUGGAUCGGCAUCUACAUCAUCACCGUGCCCUUCCUCUUCGUCCUGCUGGGCAUCUACCUCUGCGUGCCCUUCUCCAUCCCGAUCUUCGUGUGGUGCAUCUUCUUUGCCGUGGCGACGGGUAUGGUGGGCGUGACGACCGGCUAUCACCGACUGUUCUCACACAACGCCUUUACCGCCGGGCAGGCGAUGCAGUGGGUGUGCGCCUUUAUCGGGGCUGGCGCCUUUCAGGGCUCCAUCAAGUGGUGGGCCCGUAACCACCGCAUCCAUCAUAAGUUUACGGACACCUACAAGGACCCGUACGAUGCCCGUCGCGGCUUUUGGUUCUCCCACUGCGGGUGGUUCAUCAUGCGCAUGGACUACCAACUCCUCGGCGACGCGGACGUGUCGGACUUAAAGGACAACUUGGUGAUCGACUUUCAGCGCAGGUACUUCGCGGUCAUCGCCGCCAUAACGGGGAUUAUUCUGCCCCUGAUGAUGGCGGGGGCGACGACGGGGGAGUGGAGGGCGGCCUUCUUCUGGGUUGUGUGGCUGAAGAUCUUCCUGGUCCACCAGUUCUCCUUCUUCAUCAACAGCCUCGCACACAUGAACGUCUUCGGUGCGACACAGCCCUACGCCGACACCACCACACCGCGCGACUCUCUCAUCUGCGCACUCGUCACCUUUGGUGAAGGCUACCACAACUUCCAUCAUCAGUUCCCCAACGACUACCGCAACGGGUACAAGCUCUGGCAGUUUGACAUGACAAAGUACUACAUCGCUGUUUUGAAAUUCUUUGGGUUUUGCGACCAGCUGCAUCGUGUGCCGAACGAGGUAAUUGAGCGGACGGCGGCUACGCAAGGCAUCAAGACACACGAGAAGUUGUUGCAGGAAAACAUCGAAGAGGCGCAGCGGCUGGAGGUGCCGGCGAUUCAGACCUUCACCAUGGACGACGUGAAGAAGGAGGUGGAAGGCGGGCGCAAGUUGAUCAUCAUCGACGGCUACGUGCUGGAUCUUGGGAUCCCGAUCCCGGUGGACACCGGGGCGCGGGAGCUUGGGGAGCACCUGAACUGGAUGGACAGCCACCCCGGCGGCCGUGCGCUGCUCGCGGCGUACAUCGGCAAGGACGCGACGGCGGCCUUCAACGGCGGUGUGUACGCACACACCGUGGGCGCACGCAAUUAUCUGCCUGAGAUGCGAGUGGGACGGCUGAAGGAGCGGCGGGCGCCCUCGCGCAUCUCACCGAGUGGGCUCGCCACGGAGGUGACGCUGGGCCGCUGA